Molecule: messenger RNA, 4014 nt
Organism: Acanthochromis polyacanthus (spiny chromis)
Lineage: Eukaryota; Metazoa; Chordata; Actinopteri; Pomacentridae
Product: piggyBac transposable element-derived protein 4-like
Exons: 2
Coding region: 358-2211 (617 amino acids)
Source: RefSeq, a predicted model, not a curated record
GGGAAUCUAUUGUCAGUGAAAGUGGGAGGAUCCGCAGGGGGGAAAGACUACCCCGAUAUGAACUAAACAAAAGGAAAACGCAGCCCGGCAGGUUUCAGACAUGUUUCUGUCAGAGUCCGAGGAUGAGUCCGAGAAGAUGUUAUCAGAUUCGGACUCUGAGAGCGAGUGUAGCCGGUGCAGCCUGGACGAGGACGACACUCCGAGAGGGCUGGCCCGAGGAUCAGAGAAGGAAGACUUCACGGAGGAUAGUUCAGAUGAGGAGGGGAACAGUCGACCUAUGAAGAGAAGAUCUCCCAGGAGGCAGCUUCGCUCUGCAUCUUCUCCGCUAUCAUCACCCCUCAAAUCUGCAUCUAAGAAAUGGGAGCAGAGUCCCCUGAGAAAGAAGAUCCACUAUGGAUCUACACCCAAAAAAACUCCUCCUCCCCCAGCGCCAGAAAGACACUCUCUAGUCCCUGCAGGAAAACUCCGAGCCGGAAGCAGCAGCCGGACAGACAGGCAAACAAGGACGAAGCGGAUGAGGAAGAUCAGUGGCGUAGUAUUGAUGAGGAGGACAUGGAGCCUCCUCAGCCGCAUUUCAGACCUGAGCGGGACGUAGGGCCGCAGCUGAACAGAACAGCGAAUUACACGCCACUCGAGCUCUUCCAGCUGUUCUUCUCCACAACAGUAAUCGACACACUGGUAAAAAACACCAAUGCCUACGGGGAGAAGAAAUCCCAGGAGCAGAAGGAGAGACACGUGCCCGUCACGGCAGCAGAUAUGUACUCCUUCAUCUGCAUCGUCCUCUACAUGGGUAUCGCGCCGCUGAAAACUCUCAGAGACUUCUGGAGAGGAUCUCGGCUCUUCAACCUGCCGUUUCCUGCUUCCGUCAUGCCCAGCAGACGCUUCCUCGCCAUUUCCCGUAGCUUACACAUGAGCGACCCGGCCGUCGAAGCAGCCAACGACCAAAAGAAGGGGACGCCCGGGUAUGACAGACUUUGCAAGAUAAAGCCGCUAUACGAGCAGAUUCUGGAGGCCUGCCACACCUUCUACCAUCCACACCAGCACAUCUCUAUAGAUGAACGGAUGGUGGCGAGCAAAGCCAGGAUCAAGCUCAAGCAGUACAUUAGAAACAAGCCUACCAAAUGGGGCUUUAAGCUUUUUGUGUUGGCAGACUCCACAUGUGGCUACACCCUGAACUUUUUUGUGUACGGGGGAAGGGAAUGUGAACCCACAGGGAAGGGGCUCAGCUACGAUGCCGUCAUGAAACUCCUGAACAUCCCCUUUCUCGGUAAAGGUUACAAGCUCUACGUGGAUAACUUUUACACCAGUCCUACUCUAUUCCUCGACCUGCUCAAGAGGAAAAUCUGGGCAUGUGGCACCGUUCGUUCCAACGUAGCCGGUUAUCCAAAGACGAAAAAGAACAACAGGCCGGAGAAAACCCCAAGAGGAACCAUCCGCUGGAUCAGAAAGGGACAGCUGCUGUUUGUGAAGUGGUUCGACACCCGGGAGGUGAUGAUGUGCUCCACGAUUCACAAAGCAUACAGCAGCGACAUGGCCAACCGCAAAGUGAAGAACCCAGAUGGACAGUGGACAGUGAAGCAGGUGCCGAUUCCAAGCUGCAUUAGAGAUUACAACCAGUACAUGGGGGGUGUCGACCUGUCGGACGCACUCAUCGGCUACUACAACGUCAUUCACAAGACGAGGAAAUGGUACAAAACUCUGUUUUAUCACUUAGUGGACAUAGCCACAGUGAACGCUUUUAUACUCUACAAAGAAAUGUGCAAAAUGCAUAAACAGCCUUUGGUCACACAGAAGAACUUCAGGGAAGAGCUGAUUCUGUCUCUGGCUGAGAUCGGUUCUACUCCACGCCGCUCCGCUCCACAAAACUUCAUGUCUGCGUCUCCUUUCAAAAGGCCUCCUGCUUCUCCAUUCAAAGUCCCACCUGCCUCCCCGUCUAAUGCCACCUCCCCUCCCCCUGGCUCUCCCUCCUCGGUGCCACCUCUUUCCACUGAGGCUCCACCAGCUCCAGGUUUAGGUCACCUGCCUGCUUACUUUGUAGAACAAAUGAGCAACGUGGCCUCCAGAGACCGGGCCACCGCCGGCAGGAGGACAUGUGUGGUCUGUAAGAGAAAGUCACCGGUCUACUGCAGCACAUGUCAAAAAACACUUUGUUUCACUUCCCUGAGGAACUGCUACAGUGAGUGGCACAGAAGUAAUAAUAUCUGUGUUUAAGUUACUGGAAAUACUUGCAAAAGGUCUGUAUGAAUGCCUUUGGGAGGGGUAAAACUUCAGUAUUCACUAAAUUGGUGAUGUGCCUUUCACUAUCAUGUGCCUGUAAUCACCACUAGUAAACAAAUAUCAACUUCCUUUUGGUUCAUUAGUCAAACUCUCCUUAUUUGGUGGCUAUUUUAUGAUUAUGUAGAGUCCCCAACAUUCCUGUUAAAAUGAUCUACAUGCAGUAUAUGAUAUACUUGGAUAAUAGAUAUAGAAUAGAGAAUAACUUGAAAAAAACUGUGCUUAGUGAACUAGAAGAGGAUCUACAUUAAAGGAUAAAUCUUUUCAAAUAAAGACAUUCCCAAAGCUUCAAUAUCUCCUCCACUUAUUACCCAUUUAAAUACUUCAAAGUAUCUCUAAAAUCCUAAAAGGGGAAAUAUCUGCUUAUGUUCAAGUGUGCUUUUUAUGUUUAUUUUGGGGUUUUUUACAGGCAUCUCUUGCAUGAUUUACAGUUUAAAAAAAAAAAGCUCCACAUUUUUCUCAUACUAAUCAGGAAUCAGCAUGUUCCAAAGGUGCUCCAAGAAACUUCUGUUUUUUCCAGCUUCUGUUCAUAGAAAUAACAAUGUUCACUGGUUCUGGUUGGUGCUGCAGUUAUUGCUUGAAAGUCUUUGAGGUGGUCUUUGACCCACCAGCUUUGAACAGUGUUAUGUGACAGCGAGUACAACUGGACUACUACAUGUAAUUUUACUCACACAUCUGCAAAGACUGAUUGCUGAGCUGUAAUACAUUGACUUGAAUAAGAUUUUGAUUGAAAACUGGACCAAUCAUUCGAUGUCACACCCAGAAUCAGUUUGGGGACCCUAAGUAGGAUCAGACAUAUCUACCUAGCUCUACCUGGAAGACUUGUAAAAAUACAUACCUCAUGUCAUCCUCUUUUCUUUUUUAUCUAGCAUUUAGAUUCUUGUUUACAUCACUGGAAGCUUACUUGUAUCUUGUAACUAUUGGAUGUAAUAAUAAUAGAGCUGUACACUGUUUAUUUAUACUACUGGACGUGUUUUCAUGUGCACUGGUUACAGCAUUAUGACAUUUAUACUGGUUUUACUGGUUCUCUCGGUUGAUGCAGGUUUCUUUUUUCAGCAUCUCAGCUAAUAUUUGCCAUUUCUAGUUACCUCAGGAUCAAACCUCUGUGGUUUCGGGCAGCAUUUAUCAGACUCAGAUGGACUUGGCUUCUUCGAUUUGAGACCCAGUAAUGCGACUCGGCACCACAUCGAUUGCAGACGACGAUUAGAAAUGCAUAUAAGACGUUUUUAUGCCACAGUACCUCAGUACUUCUACACUUUACCUCAACACACUGAUACUACAUCAAUGCAAACCUGAAACAUGAGACUUUCUUCGGAUGCGCUUUUGUAGGACUGCUUUGAGAUCACAUUCUCGUGGACUACUUUAGCAGUGGAUAGAAACUUUACAAUUGCUGUGCGUAUUUAAGGAAACUGUUUACAGAAAUGCAGUAUUAAAACUUGAUGUAGUGCAAAAUGAAAGCAGUGACCUCACAGUCUCAUUCUCCUGUCCUCGGCUAAAUGGGGUUCGGAAACAAAACUUGAAAAGAUCACACGCUUACAAAGUGGAAAACCAUUUGGCACAUGAUGCUGCCAAAGCUUGUAUUACAGCUGUUACGGACCCGAGUACCUCUGAUUGAGUUCAAUCUUACACUUUCAUGUUAUUCCAGUGUGUAUUUUGAUGUUUUGUGUAUUUGUAUGUGGGUUAGAUCCGGUUUUGAUGUUCUGUACUCUGUAAAAUUAGAAUAAACUUUUUAAAAAGCUA